Molecule: messenger RNA, 4434 nt
Organism: Liolophura sinensis
Lineage: Eukaryota; Metazoa; Mollusca; Polyplacophora; Chitonida; Chitonidae
Product: Golgi apparatus protein 1-like
Exons: 25
Coding region: 1-3480 (1159 amino acids)
Cellular component (GO): Golgi membrane
Molecular function (GO): fibroblast growth factor binding
Source: RefSeq, a predicted model, not a curated record
AUGGCGGCUUACCGACGUGUCGGUUUGUUAUGUCUGUCAGCGUUGACACUUUUGCAAACUUUCUCUUGUGUCACUUCCAAGACUUUGAACAAGGAUCCGAUGAUAAAUGGCGGUUUUAAUAAUGCCAACAACGGCAUGAAUCAGAAAAGACCUUUUCAAGCCAGACCAGCUGUUGUGGACCACCAGCAGCAACAACAACCACAACAGCCUGCUCAGCCCCAACAACACCGUAUCGCGGGCACAGGGUCCUUAGUCCGGAUUGCAGAGUCUCCGGAAUGUAGAGGAGACGUCAAGAGAUUCUGUGGGUCAAGCAUUGCGCAGAAUAACUUCGGUCUGAUGGAUUGUCUCCAAAACGAAGUGAAGCCCAAUGAAGUCACAUUAGAAUGCCAGCAUUUUCUGUGGCAGUACAAAAAGAACUUGACCACAGACAUCAGGUUUGAGUCGGCCUCCUGGGAAGUGUGUAAACAUGACCUUGAAAUGCUUGAAGAAUGCCGCAAACUGAAAGCUGGAGAAGGGCAGAUAAUUCCGUGCUUAAUGGAAAAUCAGCACAAUAUUUCUGGGCAACAUUGCAGACAGUUUUUAGUGAAGAUGGAGAGUAUCGUGUUCAGUGAUUAUCGCUUGUUGAAACCAUUGCUGGACAGCUGUCACACUGAUAUUGUUGCUACAAAAUGUGGCCGGUUUGGAUCUUCCUUGCAAGCUGAGCAGGAAGCUCAAUUACACUCGCAUGGGGCUGUGAUAGGCUGUUUGGAAGACAACAUCAAGAAACUGAAUGGCAGCUGUCGCUUCCAGAUGAUGCGAAUCGCAGAGCUUCAGGCAGACGAUUAUCAUCUUGACCGGCCGCUAUUUUAUGCGUGUCGUGAUGAUAGAGAGCGAUUGUGUCCAGAGACACCUAGUGGUGGGGGACGAAUCUACCAGUGUCUGUUCAGACACAAGUUUGAGCGAGACAUGUCUGAGGAGUGUCGGCAGCGAUUAAUCAUACGACAGAGACUGAUUGGCGAAAACUACAAAGCAGACAAGACGUUAUCUGAUGCCUGUGACGAGGAUAUCAAGCAGUACAAGUGUUUAGGAGGAGGUCCUAACCUGAUGUUUGCCAAGCGUGCUGCCAUUUUAUUGUGUCUGGAAGGAGUCCAGAAAACAGGUGGACAUGUCGCUGGUAAGUGUGUAGCAGAGAUGACCGAGUGGCGAAAAAGUUUGAUGUCUGAUUACCAGAUCAGCCCAGAAAUUGUUGUGGAUUGUCAAAACGAGAUCGGAACCCUCUGUGAUGGCCUAGGGGCGGGAGGUAAAACUCUUCACUGCCUGAUGAGCAAGGCACGGCGAAAACCAGGCGAGAGACAUGACCAUGUACUCGGAGAGAUUUGUAUGAGAGCAAUCGAGGAUUUGUUAAAGGAGGCUGACGUUGGAGAGGAUUUUCGCAUCGACCAAUCCCUGGUAGAGGCUUGUAGUGAUUCUGUGAUCAAAUACUGUGGGGACAUACCAGCAGGGGAUGCUAGAGUAAUGGGUUGUUUGAUGGAGAAACUGGAGAAAGACAUUCUGGACAAUGAUGAUGAGUGUGCUGAACAUUUGCUGGAAAUACAGUAUUUUGUGGCCAGAGACUUCAAACUGGAUCACCGUGUGUACAAGCACUGUCACAAAGAUGCUGCACGACUGUGUGGAGCACAAGACAAAUGGGUUGUUCAGGGAUCUACGGAUUUGGACCCGGGCCCUCUUGUCCUACCUUGUCUGUACAGACAUAUCGUACACCACGAUAAGGUGGAGCGCAGCUGUCGUAACGAGGUGAAACGUGUGAUGAGGACGAGAGCCAUGAGCAUCAACUUGAUGCCAGAGAUAGAAGAACAGUGUAUACAGGAUCUAGGUCAAUUCUGUUCUGAGGGAACUGGCCAGGGAGAGGAGCUGCGCUGUCUACAGGACAGGUAUGAUGAAUUGACCGGGGACUGUCAGGAGGCCGUCAGUAACUUCACAGAGGCAGAAGACGCUGACAUUAACCUGGACGUUAUCCUGAUGAGGGCAUGUAUGCCCAUGAUUAAAAUCUUCUGUCAGGAUAUGUUGGAUGAGGAAGAUGAGGAGGACAUCAUGGAGUGUCUUAUUGAGAACAAAAACCAUGCUGAAAUGAAUGGCAAAUGUGCUGCUGGGAUAGAACACCAUCAACUUACAUCAUUGAAAGAUUUUCGAUUCAACCACAAGUUCAAGGAGAACUGUAAAACGUCAGUGCUGACUUACUGUAAAGAUAAAAAGACCAAAUAUAAUGUUGUGUCUUGCCUGAGCGAAAUCGUGCGAAAUGAUACAUUGUUUGAGGAAAAGCAUCGGAUAACAAAACCAUGUCGCAGACAGCUGAGGUUUGAACUUCUGCAGAGGUCUGAAAAUAUUGAACUUGAUCCUGACCUGAAGAAGGCUUGUCAGAGAGAUAAGGAAGAAUUCUGUGACCAUAUUGAGCCUGGUAGAGCCAAGGUGAUUGAGUGUCUAAAGAAGCACCAGAAGAAAUUAACAAAACCCUGCAAAAAAUUGUUGUUUGUGAGAGAGGAGGUGGAGGUAAAAGAAGGAGCAGAUUAUGCUCUGAUGAAUAACUGCAAAAAAAUGAUAAAGGUUUACUGCCCCCAUUCGGAGCCUCAUCAGAUUCUGGACUGUCUGAAGCAACAUCAGACAGAAGACGACUUUGACCAGAGAUGUCAUCGAACUGUCAUAGAGCGACAAAUCAUGCAAAACAAAGAUUAUCGACUCAACCCACAACUUCAGGAAGCCUGCACUCAAGAUGUACCAAAGUUUUGUCGAAGUGCUCUGGCCAAAACACCAAGUGAUUUGAUGGAAGGCAAAGUCAUAGCCUGUCUUAAAAAACAGUUUAAGAUUAAUAGAUUAUCGCAAAAGUGUGAGAUGUACAUAAGGGAGGUAAUCCAUGAUGCAGCUCUGGACUAUAGGCAAGAUCCUGUGCUGGCUAACGCCUGUAAAGAUACGAUAAAGGAGCAGUGUGCUGACGCCUUGGUACAGCAACCUGAUAACAAGGUAAACGAAGCUGUUCCUGAUGAGAAAGGUGCUGUGGAGGAGUGCCUGAAGAAACUUCUCAAACAGAAGAAGAUUAAGGAGGACACCUGUGCUAUGGAGGUGUCCCGAAUAAUCGCAGAGGGACAAAUAGAUGUACACAUAGAUCCACUGUUACACUCGGCUUGCGUCAGCGAUAUCCGACACCAUUGUUCUGACGUCAAACCAGGACAGGGGCAAGUUAUGUCGUGUCUGUUGUCGUUGUUGGAGGACAAUGUCAGAAUAACACCAGCCUGUAAAGAAAAAUUACAACAGAGGAAAGAAAUGUGGGAAUUAGCCGCAAAGGUUGCUCCACCAGAGAGUUUGAAGGAAGUCAUGGAAGGAAUGUCCACUUCGCCAUCCAGAAAUUAUUUCCUUGGUGUUUUGGUGACCAUAAUUGGGGUUAUUUUUAUUAUGGGCCUUUCAUGUGGCCGUGUAACAAAGAGAGUACGAUUGGACAAAAAUAAGUAGUGCAUUUACUGCAUUUGUGAAAAUGUGAAUUUUGUUGAGAUGUUGACAAGCUUUCUGUAAAAAAACAAAAAAAAAACAAAAAAGAAACGAAAAGAAGUCUUUCUGAGAAGAUGAUGCGUCACCUUGGGACAGCAACAACAACAACAGUAGCUUCAGCAAAAUUUGGUACCCAUGAUACAACAACAACAACACAUCUUGCUUAGUGAGAAAAUUGGUAAAUUUUGACAGCCUAUUCACUUAACUAAAAUGGGAUUUUUUUUUCAUAGGUUGCUGAUGCUGUGAAUAAUGUUGCUUUAAAUUGAAUUUAAAUUUAAAGUGAGGGGUUCAAACGUUUCACAUGUACAUGAAUGUCCAUUUUUUAGUCUGUGAUUGGAAGUGUUAAUGCAAGAGAUUUUAAGUCUGAGAGUACAAGUUAUCACAAUGAUCUGUUCAUCAAUUCGACCUUGGGAGACGUAAAUUUUUACACUUAAAGCAAGUUUGCUUUUAGUAAUUGUUGUAGUAAAAGUGCACCUAAAAACUAUGUUAUCUACGCAGUUUCACUGACAAGCUCAAACACACAGACGUGACAAAUGGUGACAAAAUAUGUAUAUUGUAUAUUUUAUUUGACUUCAGUUUUCCUUUGCUCGUUAGCUAAUGGUAUUUUCUUGUGAUAGAAAGAAAACUACACAAGACUUGGGGUGUUGGAAAGCAAGGGAGGGGAGGGGAUGAUAUGGGAUGGGGGUGACGGUCACACUGCACUGAAGGGUUUUUACACAUGUACACAGUUUGUUAACAUGGUUCCACAAAACUGAAUCUGGAGCCAGAGACAGCACUGAAGGGCUUUUAUACAUGUACACAGUUUGUUAACAUGGUCCUGCAAUGCUGAAUCUGGAGCCAGAGACAGCACUGAAGGGCUUUUAUACAUGUACACAGUUUGUUAACAUGGUUCCACAAAACUGAAUCUGGAGCCAGAGA